This is a messenger RNA of Suillus plorans, 2631 nucleotides long. RefSeq lists its product as uncharacterized. Lineage: Eukaryota; Fungi; Basidiomycota; Agaricomycetes; Boletales; Suillaceae. The coding region runs from base 1 to 2631 and encodes 876 amino acids. The record is from RefSeq and is a predicted model, not a curated record. The transcript has 9 exons.
AUGCCCCAGUGCUGCGUAUUUUGUAGUAAGGAGUUCCCUACAAGGGGUGGUGUCAAGAGACACAUAACUGGCCGCCCUGAAUGUAGAAGGGCAUGGGAGUUAACGAUCGAAGAAACUGAGGCCACCUAUGAUGAAGAUGGCCCACAAGUGGACUUUGCUUACGAUGAUGUUGGCAGCUCAUUUGGCCUGCCACUUCGUCGCUCAUGUUCCAAGUCCUCCGAUGCUGAUCAAGGCAACCCACCAGCGCUGAAAAGUCGGAGGGUGACCAUCGAGGAGGUUGCUGAUGAAGAUGCUGUGAGAACAAAUAGUGGGCGAUAUUUCAAGGAAUGCCCUGAUGGUGGACGGACUCUGCGGGAGGGAGAAACUGGUUUUGAGAGCUAUCGGAAGUAUAAAAAAAGCAUGGGUGAGGACGAGUGGGCACCUUUUUGCGAUGAGGAAGAAUGGGGACUUGCAGAGUGGCUUUUGCCGAUAACACGAAACCGAAUGCAACCAUCCUUCCACAACAACCGAUCGUUCCUCCAGAAGGUCAAUGAACUUCCGCAUGGAGCUGCCUGGAGCUGCAAGAAGAUCAGUGUCCGGGGAAACCAAACAGACGAGAAGGGUGAACCAUUGCAUGAAGAUGUCGAGCUUUGGAUGCGUGAUCCUGUGGAGUGCAUCAAAGACCUGAUCGGAAAUCCUCAAUUCAAGGAUCACAUGGUGUACGCACCUGCACGAGCAUACACAGACUCUGCGGGACUCAACCGAGUGAUUGGUGACAUGUGGACUGCAGAUUGGUGGGGGGAAAAGCAAAAACAGUUACCGAAAGGAGCGACCAUAGCACCUAUCAUUCUUGCUUCAGACAAGACAUAUACACGCUCCCUUGCUGGUUACCGGCUCUUCCACCAUUGUAUGUCCCUCCUGCUGCAACCGCUCAUUGCUGCAGGACAAAAUGGCAUUGAAAUGGUAUGCACUGACUCGAUGAUCCGCCAAGUUUACCCAAUCCUUGCAGCAUAUGUGGCGUAUUUCCCUAAACAAUGCCUGGUUGCAUGUUGCAAGGAGAACCGUUGCCCAAAAUGUCUGGUUGCGGCGGAUGAAAGAGGUGAUCCACUGAGUACACCGAUGCAGGACCCUCCAUUGAUAAAAGAGAUAUUGAAGAAGCGACAAAAUGGUCAACAUCCAGCUGAAUUCAAAGACUACGGAUUACGCACCGUCUAUCAUCCUUUUUGGGCUGACCUUCCACACACAGACAUCUUCCUUGCCUUCACACCCGACCUCCUACACCAACUCCACAAGGGCAUCUUCAAAGAUCACUUGGUUAAAUGGUGCCUUGAUAUCGUUGGUCAAGCUGAAAUGGACGCACGCUUCAAAGCCAUACCGGAUUAUCCUGGUCUUCGGCACUUCAAAAAAGGAAUCUCGACGGUGAAACAAUGGACGGGUACAGAACACAAGCAGAUGCAGCGUGUUUUUGUAGGGUUGCUUGCUGGUGCAGUACCAAGUGGAGUGUUGGUGGUUGCACGCGCUAUUCUAGAUUUUUCUUAUUAUGCGCAGCUUCGAAUACACACAGUUGACACCCUUGAUCAUCUGGAGAGCGCCCUUUCGGUAUUUCACGCCAACAAAGAAAUCCUGCGCGAACUCGAAGUUCGAGAUCAUUUCAAUAUUCCUAAAUUGCACCAACUCUCGCACUACGUCCAGUCCAUCUCAUUGUUCGAAGCUUACCGUGCUAGCAAUAAGCGUGAUUAUGAGGAACAAAUGACUUUGUGGCUUCAACGCCAGGAAGCGGUGUUUUUAUGCAGUUCCUAUCUCGAAUGGCUGUCAGAUCAGUCGGUGAGCAUGGCCAAUCGCACAGACCACAAGUGCAGCGAUGAUUCAGGCUCGGAUUCAGAGAUAGAAGACUUGCAAUCUGGGUCAUGCACUCACAGCGCUACUCCCGCCAAAGCAAGUCUAAUGCCUCCCAUCGCUGGACAACACAUUGUCCACAUUCUUGCCAAAACUCCUGCACACCCUCGGCAGUCUGUUCACCAGCUUGCCACUGCGCAUGGCGCAGUCACAUUUCUUCCUGCCCUCAAAAUUUUCCUAGACAAGCAUAUGCCGCACAAUACCAUCGUUCCCGGUCCACAAGACCGUUUCAACGUUUAUCGACAAGUUAUAAUUGCUGCCCCGCCAGAUCUGCGUGUAAGUGAUUCACCACAACGGUGGCGCAUUAGAGCGACACCCGAAGUAUCUCCUGGUCCUCGCCGGAAGCCUGGGUCCCCUGCCAAGUUUGAUAUGGUCUUGGUGAGUGAUAGUGUUCAGACCUCAAAUCUGCAGGUGUUAGAUGGUGUACGAGUUGCACAAGUCCGUGUGAUAUUCACUCUGCCUCGUCAGUUUGGGGCAUACUCCCGAGCUUUGGCUUAUGUCGAGUGGUUCACUCCACUUAGGAUACCAGAUGCCUCCUCUGGCCUGCACCAGGUGUCACGUUCAACUUGUCGACUGCACCGGAAUGCAGUGGUGAUACAUGUCGACGAAAUCGCUCAUCCAUGUCAUCUCAUUCUGAAGAUGGGACAAUUUGUUGACCGCGGAUGGACCAGUACAAAUGUCUACGAGUUGGUAAAUGAUUUCUACUUAAAUACCUUUAUCAACCUUGAUACGUUCUGCAUGUCCGCUAUCAAUUAA